UUGAUCCUCUUUCAUUAUUCUGCAUAAAUUCUAUCAAGGAGAUGAUUAUGAGUGAAGAUGAUAACAAUAGGCUUACUUUGAUUCUGGAGAGCUUGUUUCGAUGUUUAAGAAGAGACAUGACACAAUCAAUACCUAAUACAUCGGCAGCAAUCAAUAUUAUUACAGUGUUCAUCAGGGAUAUCUUGCAGCCUGAACUCGAUGAAGAUAAAUUUCAGUAUUUUUUAGAUGCAUUUUGUUUGCUUUGGAGACACGAGGAUUUCAUUCAUUACAAUGAAGCAGCUGUUAUCAUGAAUUUACUCAAAGUUCAGUAUUAUAAAGAACUACUCCGAAGAAUGGGUUUGUAUUCCCAGUCAAGAAACCACAAGAAAUAUUUAGUAAAUGUAAUGAAUCUGUUGCUGGCAUGCAUUCGAAAUCUUCCUAGUUUUUCCCUGGAAAAAGUGGAGGUGCUUUUUUCGUGUGUUCUUCGAAAUAUUGUGUUGCAUUUUAUUGACGAAGAUAGAAUAAUUGCUAACAAAGCUAUAGAGGUUGUAACAAACAUCUGUCUGAUAAAAGGUAACCCACUGCUCAACACAAUUUUUAAUCAAAUUCAAUGCAGUCGAAAAUUCAUAAAUAUCACUAUUGAGGCCCUAUUAUUAUCUUUCAACCAAAUUGUAGACGAAAAGUGGGGAAAUUCUCCAAGGAAUCAAAAUUUGCUUGUAAUAAUGUCACGAUUCUUAACUUACAGUCAAAAUAUGAAUAAUGAGCUGGUCCAGAAGACAUUGAAUUCGAUAUGUAAAGAUUGCACUCCAUUCUCUCUGAAACCAUCUUUACCGAUUCUUCAUGAGCUGUUUUGUGUCAUGGCUCUAAAAGAAGAAACAGAUGUUGCUCGAGCUGUUUUGAAAAUAAUUUUCAGGAAUGCCAUGCAUCAAGAUGCCACCUCUGCCGCAUUUUUAGAUAACGACGCCAUUUUAAAAUGA
Messenger RNA from Leptinotarsa decemlineata (Colorado potato beetle), 956 nucleotides. RefSeq lists its product as uncharacterized. NCBI's taxonomy places the organism in Eukaryota, Metazoa, Arthropoda, Insecta, Coleoptera, Chrysomelidae. The record is from RefSeq and is a predicted model, not a curated record.